UUAGUAUAAAAGCGCGCUGGCCAUUCGGCCAUUGUUUCAAUCUAUUUGCUGCUCUAAUAUAAUGCUGAAAUUCGCUUUUGUCUUUGCUCUGCUGGUGACUCUGGCCAGCUGCAAUGAGGAGGACUUCAAUGCCGUGCUCCUCAAGGCGGAGAACCACCAGAAUCUGGAUGGAGCUGGACAAUUUAAUCACGAGACUAGCGUUAGCAAUGGCAUCCAGGUGAAGGCCCAGGGCAACGUGAACGGCGUUCAGGGCGAAUACUUUCUGCCCGGCGAAGAUGGCAAACAGAUCCGGGUGACGUACACAGCAGAUGCCACCGGCUUUCAUCCCAAAGUGGAAGAGUGAUCGCGUGACCUUGACCAAAUGAAUACGUGUUUAAUAUAUAAAUAAUCUUAGUACAUAUUUA
This is a messenger RNA of Drosophila kikkawai, 404 nucleotides long. It is a transcript of the gene Cpr60D, whose product is annotated as Cuticular protein 60D. The record is from RefSeq and is a predicted model, not a curated record. Gene Ontology annotation, molecular function: structural constituent of chitin-based larval cuticle. NCBI's taxonomy places the organism in Eukaryota, Metazoa, Arthropoda, Insecta, Diptera, Drosophilidae. Gene Ontology annotation, cellular component: chitin-based extracellular matrix.